AAAUAUCCCAACAUCUAAUUAGCAUCUAGAAACCUGCUAGCUUCUCUAGCUAGCUACACCACCAUGGCCUUCAAAUUCAUUCUCGCAAUCCUUUUUCUCUUCGGGAUGUGCGCUUUUCAAGCCACUUCCCGCACCCUUGAUGAGACAUCCUUGCUGCAACGCCAUGAGAAGUGGAUGGCUCAUCAUGGCCGUUCUUACAAGGAUGAGGUUGAAAAGGCCAAAAGAUUUACGAUAUUCAAACAAAAUUUAGAGUUUGUUGAGUCUUUCAACAAAGCUGGAAACCGAUCUUAUAAGUUAGGCCUUAACAAAUUUUCAGAUUUCAGCAACGAGGAAUUUCGUUCCAUGUUUCUUAACGAAGACAACAUAUUCUUCCACCCUAUACCUAAUAGGUUUCCCAGAGGAAACUCAUCCAUAGGGAAUGGGAAUGGGAAUAGCGUUGGUGACUCAGACAACUGGGAUUGGAGAGAGAAGGGAGCUGUUACUGAUGUCAAAGAUCAAUCUCAGUGUGGUGCAUGUUGGGCAUUUACGGCGGUUGCAGCAGUGGAAGGAAUACAUCAGAUAAACACCGGAAACCUAGUUUCCUUGUCAGAACAACAACUUCUAGAUUGCGACGAGAGAAGCUACGGCUGCAAUGGAGGCAUGAUCACCGAGGCAUUCCAAUCGAUACAAGAUAUUGGCGGCCUUGUAUCUGAAUCUGAAUACCCAUACCAAGGUUCUCAGGGCAUGAACUGCAACAAUCAAGGCUCCCCGGUGGCAAGCAUCACCGGUUUUAAUGAAGUGGAGCAGGGCGAAUCCGCCCUGCUACAGGCCGUGACCAACCAGCCUGUCUCCGUCGGAAUCACCAUCGGCGGGAUGGAGUUCCAGCAGUACUCCACCGGCGUCUUUAACGGCGACUGUGGGACCGGGUCCCACCAUGCAGUGACCGUGGUCGGAUAUGGGACGAGCGAGGAGGGAGAAAAGUAUUGGCUGAUAAAAAAUUCAUGGGGCACAAGCUGGGGAGAAGAAGGGUAUAUGAGAAUGGCGAGGGACACUUCUGAGGGAGGACUCUGUGGCCUUGCCACUAGGGCUGCUUACCCUACUGCUUAGUUCGUUAUUAAAUGUUAAACCCAAACUCUAACAAUGUUUGGGUAAUUAAUUAAAUAUUCGGUACUACUAUAUGCACUAUAUACUCAUAUUGUGCAUGCAAAAUGGAAUUACUGUAUCCAAAAUAUGAAAUAUAUUUACCAUUGCAAAAAACAUUAUAUUGGAGUUGAAA
Molecule: messenger RNA, 1255 nt
Organism: Ipomoea nil (Japanese morning glory)
Lineage: Eukaryota; Viridiplantae; Streptophyta; Magnoliopsida; Solanales; Convolvulaceae
Product: ervatamin-B-like
Exons: 2
Coding region: 64-1086 (340 amino acids)
Cellular component (GO): lysosome
Molecular function (GO): cysteine-type endopeptidase activity
Source: RefSeq, a predicted model, not a curated record